Molecule: messenger RNA, 1453 nt
Organism: Dendrobium catenatum
Lineage: Eukaryota; Viridiplantae; Streptophyta; Magnoliopsida; Asparagales; Orchidaceae
Product: 3-ketoacyl-CoA thiolase 2, peroxisomal
Exons: 14
Coding region: 42-1394 (450 amino acids)
Biological process (GO): fatty acid beta-oxidation; phenylacetate catabolic process
Cellular component (GO): peroxisome
Molecular function (GO): acetyl-CoA C-acyltransferase activity
Source: RefSeq, a predicted model, not a curated record
CUGUCCCGCUGAUCCCCUAUGAGUCCUUGAAGGAGAGAGAGAUGGAGAGAGCGGCCGAUAGGCAGAGGGUUCUUCUGCGGCAUCUGCAGCCCUUGUCUUGCAGCGAUCCUCCAUGCCUCACGGGAUCUAUUUGUGCGGCUACGGAGAAUUUGGUGUAUCAGAGGAGCAAUGGCUUUGAUGACGAUGUUGUUAUCGUGGCUGCUUGCCGAACUGCAAUUUGCAAAGCUAACAAAGGAGGUUUCAAGGAUGCACACGCAGAAGACCUUCUAGCUCCUCUUCUAGAGGAGUUGUUGCAGAAGACUAAAGUGAACCCAAAUGAAGUUGGUGAUAUCAUUGUUGGUACCGUCCUGGCCCCUGGGUCUCAAAGAGCUAUUGAGUGCAGGAUGGCUGCCUUCUAUGCUGGUUUCCCAGAGACUGUUCCUCUUAGAACUGUGAACCGACAAUGUUCAUCUGGUCUUCAGGCUGUUGCAGAUGUUGCUGCUGCUAUUAAAGCAGGAUACUAUGACAUUGGUAUUGGAGCUGGUUUGGAGUCUAUGACUUUGAACAAAGUUGGAUGGGAGGGGUCGCCUAAUCCAAAGGCCAAAUAUCUUCAACAAGUCCAAGAUUGUUACCUACCAAUGGGCGUUACAUCUGAAAAUGUUGCAGAACGCUAUGGCAUUACAAAGGAGGAGCAAGACCAAGCUGCUGUCGUAUCUCAUAAGCGUGCAGCUGCUGCAAUUGCUUCUGGCAAAUUCAAAGAAGAAAUUGUACCUGUCACAACAAAGAUCAUGGAUCCAAAGACUGGAGUUGAGAAGGUGGUUACAGUCUCCAUGGAUGAGGGUGUUCGCCCUAAUACAUCCUUGUCAGAUCUUGCAAAACUCAAACCAGCAUUUAAAAAGGGUGGAAGCACUACAGCAGGCAAUGCUAGUCAACUUAGUGAUGGUGCUGGGGCUGUCCUCCUCAUGAGGAGAGAUGUCGCAAUACGAAAGGGACUUCCCAUUCUUGGUAUUUUCAGGAGCUUUGCUGCAAUUGGAGUUGAUCCUGCUGUGAUGGGCAUUGGUCCUGCUUUUGCUAUACCUGCUGCAGUAAGAGCAGCUGGCCUUCAAAUUAAAGAUAUUGACCUAUAUGAAAUAAAUGAGGCUUUUGCAUCUCAGUAUGUAUAUUGCAUCAAAGAGUUGGGGCUUGAUCCCGAAAAAGUCAACGUUAAUGGCGGUGCCAUUGCUCUUGGCCAUCCAUUGGGUGCAACAGGUGCUCGCUGUGUUAGUACAUUGUUAAAUGAAAUGAAGCGCAGGGGCAAUGGUUGCCGAUUUGGAAUUAUUUCCAUGUGCAUUGGCUCUGGAAUGGGAGCUGCGGCUGUUUUUGAAAGAGGAGACACAGUUGACCGGUUCAGUAAUGUGCAGAUUGCCCAUUCUUAAUGCCUGCUAUUUUAAUUUGACUGUUGAAGCAGAACUCUAUUUUUUUAAAAUAAGUUAUU